This is a messenger RNA of Varanus komodoensis (Komodo dragon), 11497 nucleotides long. It is a transcript of the gene CCDC71, whose product is annotated as coiled-coil domain containing 71. The record is from RefSeq and is a predicted model, not a curated record. The coding region runs from base 2081 to 3277 and encodes 398 amino acids. The transcript has 2 exons. Lineage: Eukaryota; Metazoa; Chordata; Lepidosauria; Squamata; Varanidae.
ACCACUUUCUGGUGACAAAUAGGAGCAGAACCACACCAAUGCAGUGCCCUACCAUUCCUAGCAGUUACCCCAGAAGAAUAUUAUGAUCAAUGGUAUUGAAAGCUGCCAGGAGAUUCAACAGUAUCACCGGGUUGCACUCCCCAUCUCACUCCUAGCAUUGGUCAACAUAGAGGGUGACCCUGAUUGAAAUGGAUCCAGAUAAUCAGUCUAAUUCAAGAGUGUCUAGAAUUGAUUGGCAACCACUCCCUCAAGAACCUUGCACAGGAAAGGAAUAUUUGUUAAUUGCCCAAAGUUGUUCAGGUCUUCUGGUACAUGGGGGGAUUUCUUGAGAAGUGGUCUCACUACUGCCUCUUUAAGGUAGCAUGGGACAACUCCCUCGUGCAAUGAGGAAUUAAUGACCUCCCUAAUCCAGCCAAUUAUUUCUUUCUUGCUAGCUUUUAUAAACCAGCAGGGGCAAGGAUCCAGUAGAGAGGUCAUUGGAAUAUUAAAGGGACAGUUGCAGGGCUUGGGGUCCAAUAUGUGACCAACCUUCCUGGGCUAUGAGUGGCCAUUUGAUAAGUAAAAGAUAACCCUAGUUAAAUUAUGAUAAAAAUCUUGAAAGCAUUUAUUUGAUAGAAUUAUAACACAGAGAGGCACUACACUGAUAAAAAAACCCAUGAAACAUUUGUUUCUAAAUGGUGGUAAUCAAUAUUUUAAUUUUUUUCUAACUUAGAAUGUUGUGAAAAUAUAUGUUAGUGAUAAUGGGUUACUUCAUCUGAAUGUAACUGUACUGCUAAACCUGUAUUUAGUGUUACAAGAUCUUGUGCUCCUCUUGUGUUCUCUGGCAUGACUGCUUGGAAGCAUUAACUACUGUUUUAGGGUUAUCAAUCUGCCAUGUUGACCAACCAUAAAGGAUUAUGGUUAAUUUUAAGUAUGAUAAGCUUCAAAACAUAUUUUAUAAAGUUGGCUUGUCUCCACUAACCAUAGUUAAGAUUAGCCACAAUGUGAUGUUUAAUUAAUCCUCUAAACUUCAAUUGUGGUCAAAUAUGUCAUUUAAGAAUGAAAGGAAUUUGUUCUGGCUCAAUUAAAGAUUGGCACAAAUUGUCUGUAUAUCAGUAUCUUUUGUGAGGGGAGACCUAACUCAGGUUUAUACUUUGUAGCUGUUAAACAUAUCUUGCUAAUUAGGCUUUUCAAGUGUUCAACAGAUCUUUUUGCAUACCUAGUUUCCUUUUAGAAACUUACCUUCAGUUCUGUGGGAUUGUGUUGAUCUACCUAAUUCAGGUUCCUCCAUUUUAUUAGCUUGCUGUCCUCUCUCUAAAAAGAAAAAGAUCAUUGGGAAUAAGUUGUUCAUGAAAGAUCCUCUUGUAUUUACACUAUAAUUUGUGUGUGUUUCAGCCUAGCUGCCACGUCAAGAUCUUCAUGAAGGCAUUCUUGGUUAAGAAUAAUCAAAUAAUAUUAAGACUACACACAAAUAGUGUCAAAUAGUUAACCCCAGUCCAAAGUCUACCUGAAAUGUCUCAUGAACCAUUUCCUAUGUACAUUUUGAAGAUAAAUUUGAUUCAUCAUGAGUUUGAAACAGCCACUCAUCCCUAAAUCUGUAACAAUUUCAUCAUUAUUUUCACCUUAUUGAGAAACAACAAUAAUACGAUGCUGCAGCCAUAACCCUGGGAGCAAAACACAGAGUGCACACCCAAAACACCAAUACUUGUGAACAAAAUAUGCCCAAGAAGAUUGCCAUUAGGGAAGGAGAGGAAAUUUGCUAGAUGAUGUGCAUUCCUUAUUUAGGGUUUUCUUGAAAUUCAGUCAAUGCUUGCUGCAGUGGGUGACCAGCUGUAAUUCCUAGGCUUGUUUUGUGUCUUUUAUAUUUGUUAGGUCCCUGUAAAAGACAUUCCAUAGGCAUUGUACAAAAUUCAUUAGAAGCAGAGCUAUAAUAUUUUAAAAUCCACCAAUAAAUCUUACAAAUCCAACCCAAUUUUAAAAUACAGACACAAAGACUCCAGCACAACAGAAUAUAAUGCAAAUUGAAGAAGCUAAAACCAGUGACGUGCAUUGGCUUCCAAGUUGACUUGGACCCAUUAGAAGCUUUCACUAGCCUAAUGCCAUGAAUGUUGAGGCGGACAAUGUGGAAGAAAAAGCUGUCCAUUCCUGGUCAAGGAUCUCCUCCGCAGGACAGAAAGCCUUGGAAGAAGCUCUCAGAGUGUUCAACCCUAUGUCAAAGGACCUGUCCGACACAGAGACCCAGCUGGUAGCUUUUCUUCAAGGCCUCAGGGAAGAAGGCUACCAGCCCACAAUCCUAAGAAGUAAAGACGUGUAUGGAUACAGCUCAUGCACAGCCAAUAUGCCCAGCCAGAAAAAAGGCAGUACCCAGGACACUUCAAAAACAGCUGUUCCUAUUUCAGAAUCUGCUAAGGCUCCAGCUCGAAGCGUAGCAACAAUGGCAGAAGUAUCUGCCCCCUUAGCAGGCUUUACAGUGAGUUCUUCCAAUGACUCUGCUAAACCGUUGUCCAAAAGCAGUAAUUCCACAAACCUCCUAUUGAACUCACUGAAACGGACACGUUCAGGUACAUCAAAAGCCUCAGCAGUGGGCUUCCCUGCUAAUAUGUAUCCUGGUGUUUACCCAGCCAUGAGGUUGUCUGUGGUUCUGGAAGCCUUAGUGCCACUGAAAGCCACAGCAUCCUGUCUGGAAUCCAAAUGCGAAGAAGGGCAUCUUGGGAUCUCUCCCUCAGACCUUAAGCUCCUCAAGGCAGCUAGUGCAUCCAGACAGUCUUCUGCAGUCAAAGCCACUAAAAUGUUGCCCAGUCAGUUGGACCCCAAAGCAUAUAGGCAUAUAAUACAGAAAGUGCCAGACUCUGCUGCUCUGACUAUGAGCCUUAUAAAAGGACCAAAGGGUGGGGUGCUGCAGGAAAGCAAUGCCUGCAAAGCAUCUGGAAUCCUGAAUGGCAGAAUUUCUGGAAGCACCUCCCAGAGCUGCAGCACAGGAGGUUCCAGAACUAAGGAGCCAUCAGUGGCUAAAGCAGAACGUAGAGGUAGUGGUAGCCACCAGGAGACUAUUGGGCAGAAAAGAAAAAGAAUGGAGGAGGAAAAGGAAUUGCCAUGCAGAAAGGAACACAAUUCUGUUUCAUCUCCCCGUAAACGGGAGCUGGCUUCGAAGACCCUGAACCUGCUGAAAUUCCGAGCCAUCAAGGUGAACAGCUCUUCCGAUGAUGAAUUGAGAAGGAGGGCACAGAAGAUCCUUAGAGUUAAUCUGUCCCCUGUUAUCCGAAUUCAGCCACUGCCACACUCUCACAGCGCCCCUUGAAGUUGCCUAGUUAAAUUGGAGCCACAGGCCACCGUACAAGGAUAUUCACCUCAGACCAACUUUAGGUCUCUUGGGCUUGAUGAGGAUGUGUAUGUCUGCAGUCCUCAAGCAGCUGGUCCUCAAGCCAUAGCUAGCAGCUGGAGAAAGUUCUGCAGAGCUGGGCAACUGCUGGAUUAUAAAACCAUGUUUAGAAAUAUUGGAGGAGAUCUCCAAGGCCCCAUUGAGCGGAAUACAGAGCAGAGCACUGGCUUUCCUCUGGGACACUUUUCUACAGUGCUUUUGUAAACAUGGCAGAGUGUGUGUCUGGGAUGUGGCGGCACUUGGGAUCUUGCUGUACUGUGAUUCUUAUUUUCAUUUUCAAUCUGUAAAUCUACUUGGUUUUAUUUUGAUCAUAUUUUAUAUACUUAUUAAAUAUAAAUAUCUAUAGACUUAUGUACAUGCAUUGCCCAAGGGCUGUCAGAAUGUGAUCCCCUUUCCUUUUUGUCCUUUUCUCAAGAAGUGGGUUCAAAAGCUUUUCUCUCAACUUUUUUCAGUCAUUUGUUGAAAAAUGCAAAAGCCUUUGCUUAUCUCCAGUGUUGCCUCCCUGCUCUGUAAACCUAAGUGGUUAGUUCCCAUUCUGUUGGUCACUGGCUUCUCUUCACUGCUGCUGCCUCAUGGCUGUCUAGGGCUGAAAGCUGUAUGCCAGCUGGAGUAAAUACAUCCCUUCUCUGGUAUCUUCACUUAUCCAGUGACCAUGCUUUUUAGCCCUAGCCACCUAUGAGGUUAUGACUGGGGAAGAAGGAUGGUUGCCCCAGAUACGGAGUCUGUGCAGGUCUCUUUGAGAAGGCAGUGAAGGAGGACAGACCAAGCCCUCAGUGGGCCUCAUGCAAGUGAAGAAGGGUGCCCCACAGAUUUCUGCCACAUUUGUGCCGUAGAGGGCAGGAGGCACAUAUGGCUGUGGACAGCCUUGUUGAAGAGUUGCACAGUUCACAUGGAGAUUCUAGCUACCAGUCAGUGUCCUUUGUUCUUCUCUGUGUUUACCUCCACCGGUAACUGUUAUUAAACCCAGUGGAGCUAACACAUUAUUUCUCUCUGUUGAUUUUUUUAAGGACCUGUGGCUGCUUGUGAGCCUAAGAACGGGCAGAUAAUGCUUUCUAGUGCAAUUGUUAAUCAUUUCUGCUGACUGACAUGUCAGUAUGUCUGGCCUGCAGACAUUAGGCUUCUGAAUGUAUCAGAUGUGUCUGAACAGUCUGGGAUUCCUGUUGCAGCAGCAAGAGUUUCUUGGGUUUGUUGUGGAGCUGGCUGAGAGUGAGUCUUGUCCUGUGUUGCAAACAAAGUAAAAUGAUCCUAGUAGAGGCUUCUAGCCUACAAACCACUCUGAAGAUUCCUAAAUAUAUUCCUGCCAGCACCUUCAGUAUUUUGGCAGCAUAAUUUUACUUCUGCUUUGUGCCACAUCUGCAAAUCUAAAUUUGUUUUACCAUCAUGACAUCCCCAAAGAGCAAUGGCAAUAAUAGUUUCAUGGAGGUAUUCAGAACUUUGUACUAGAGAUCCUGUAUUCCUGUAAAAUUGCAGUUCCAAGAGUUCCUUGGGCAAAAGUCUUAGUAAACUGGUUUAGAUUGUUAGUUUAGACAUGCUGUUGACACAUGUGGCUUGUUAAGACUUCUGUUUCUUUAUUAUGGAGCUCAAGUUUGUUGGGAGGACACUGAUCUUUAAAUAAGUUGUAAAUCUCUUCUCUGCUUCGAAGUAUUUGGUCUUUAUUAUUCAGGGUGGCCAAAACAAACAGCCUUUUUACAACUUAUUAAAACUGAAGUGAUAGACUAAGAUAGAAUUCUAGGCUGUACCAUUUUAGCUUGCAGAUUGUGGUCAUAUGUUUGAAUGUUCCAUUACAUAAACAACUUUGUGUGCAUACUACACUAGUACAUUAGGCAGUUAACUAUGUUGAAAAUCUACCUAAAGAGCUAGUUUGCUGCAUGCAGGGAACAUUUAAUGUGGGGCAUAUACAAGAAAUCAGUCUCUCACUUCUACAUUGAGCCUUUCAAAGAACAAGCUAAGUCUCCAAUCUCAUGUUGUCAUACUAGUUUUCAAGAGUCUACCAUUCUGGCUUUAUGUGGUAAGCAUUACUGGUUUCAUAUGAAACGUAGAACUUUUUUCCUAAUACAGUUCCCACACUCUAAAACAGUUCUGGCAAGGAAAACUCUUAGUUUGAUCAAUCCAUUACCUGGCUUGGUGAAACUCCCUUGUGCCUGAUUGAGGGUAUCUGGCCAUCUUGCACAGUUCUGUCUUGAGCAUAAAAAGGAAGGGGGGAGCUCCCUCAGCCAAUAGCAGACGCUCUGACUUGGCAGCUCUGCACACACUACAAUUUUGGAAAUCUCUCUCUAACUGAGCCAAUGCUGGGACAAUCUUUGCUUGCAUCAUGGUGAGUCACCUGAUUAGCUGCAAAGCAUCCUUCUAAGGGUGUCUGGAUUUGAGUUUCUCCUCUCAGCUUGUGUUUAGAGUGGCAAGGCUGGGAAUACCGAGUUUCUAGUACCUUGGCAUAGUGCAGUCAGUCUGCUUUCAGAAAGUUUUCUGCAUUCUGGUAGUCACCUCAUUGCCACCUCUUUUGUCUUGAGUAUUUUCUGGGAUACGAAUAGCUGCACUACACAAGAUGCUUCUAGAGUGCCCCAGGAACCAUGUGUACCCCCCCCCCAGGCCUUUACUGCAUCCCCCCCACAGAUGCCUUGACCAAUGCUACCAGAUUUUCUACUGUCCUCCCUCCCUCAGAGUGCUUCACUAAGAUUGCUUUUGCCCCACCAGUGAGGAAAAAUGGAAUAUGUUUGUAUCUUUGCAUGAGUGUAUAUGUAUGCCUUUGUGUAACUAUGUGAGUAUGUUUGUGGCCCAGCCUCUUAGCUGGCAUCAUUUUUUUAAAGAGGGAGACGCAUUAGUUGGAGCCUCCAUAAAGUUGUCUUUCCUUUUGAUUCUUCCCCCCACACCUCCCUUUGGCUAUCCAAAGCAUGCACUGGUGUCUUUAAUGACUAGCAAAGGAUACUGCUUUGCAUAACAGAUGGAAAAAAACUACCCCUACAGACAUAUCUCAGCAACUACUUAGGAGACACAAGGAUGCCUUUUUAAGUCAAGCACUGUCCAACUUGUUGCCGCCUAGUUGUAUACCCAGCAGGUAGUGAAAUGGAAAGUGCCAGAAGUUCCAAUGGUUUCUCUAACCAAGAGGAGCCAGUAAGGAUUCCAAGUAUUAGAGCUACAUUUCUAACCAAUGGUUUUUCCCUGUUCCUUCAGGGAGACUCUUUAAUGUUGCCUUCCUUGGAAGAAAGAGCUAUCUGCGAUUAACUGUGUGUUCACAGAAGAAAUAAGGUGAUAGAAUGAGAAAACCUGUUAAAACACUGGAGGAAUGCAGAGGAGAUUUUGAUGAUAAGGAGCUCGGGAGACUCCUAAAGUGAAAGUACGGUUCAGCUGUAGAUUGAACUCUUUCUCUUAAUGAAUAAUCUAUUCAGAGGAGAAAUUUGGCCUUGAGAAAGAAGCUGACCUUGUAGCAAUGUUGGCAGUGCCUGUUCUUGAGAAGUGGUUGUGUAUGUUAAAAAGCUUCACAUUAGGAAGCAGUUUGUGCAUUUCUCUGGUUGAUGCUUCAUUCAUAGAGCUCUAGGAAUCAGAGUAACAUGCCAGGUUCCCAUUAGGGUUGCAGGAUGACAACAGCAGGGGUGUAAUGCUUUCCUUCACAUCAGUAUGGUACCAACUGUUUGUUUAGCAUUCAAGUAGCCACAUUAAAUGCAAACCUGAUUGAACUGCAUUGGCAUAGACCUACUGGCCCUAAGUGAGCAAGGAAGCACAUGUUCUGAAUCUCUUGUCUGCCUUUGGGCUUUUAAAGGCAGAGGAGAUGAAAAAGAGGUUGGGCUUAGGACUUCUGUCUCUGAGAAAAAUUUGACCAGGUGGCUGGGCUCCUUACUGAUACUGGAUGGGAGAAGCCACAUAUCUCAAAAAAUCAUCACUGCACAACUAUGAAAGGCAUCCAAGGUCUGUAGUAGCCACAGGUUUUGUCCAUUGGGUGGCAACUGUUGAGAAUGAAUGACAUUGUUCAAAGCAAUCCCACCUCUGGCCCUUGGUUGACUUGAAGGAAGUUUCUUUUUCCUGCUCUGUAAGCCAUGUAAUGAUGUGACCAGCACAGACUCUUAUGUCAUCCCAGGUAGCAUUAUCUAUAGAACAGGUUUUUCCUUCUUUUCCAGCAAGCACUUUGAUAGUGAUGGGAUUUUUAAAUUGCUCACUUGUUAUUAGCUUGGGAUCAUCACUGGCUGACUGAUCUAAUGGAUAUCUUGAUCAAUAGAGAAAAGUAGGUGGCAGUUUUAUUGCAAUUAAGUAAGGCUCAAUAAUGCAAUAUUUUAGUCAGUAGAAGGAGAUUAGUCUUGACUGAAUACCAGAUACGAAUGAGUGUGGCUGGAUGGGUGCUUUAUAUAUCCAGUCCUUCUGUAAGAGUUAUGGCCAUCAAAAAGAAAAGAGGAAUGCCACCAGCAAGUGCAUAAGAAAAAAAAGCACAAGAUUCAAGUCUAAACUGUCAACCUGUGUGUGUGUUAAUGGAAAUGCAUCUAGCAAUUUGCAUGAAUUGAUAAACUUUGUUUUGGUCUAGAUUGAAGCUUGGCCUCUUUUCUCUACCCCUUGCCCCCCUCAAGGUGGAAUUAGCUACUACUGAAUAGCAUGGAAUAAAAGCUUUAAUUUUGUUUAGGGCUUGGAAAACUACAGGAUCAAGAUAAUGUGGUUUUUUUAGGAAGUAUCUUUUGACUCUGUUGUGAUGAGAUAUUCUGGUCUCAGAAGACUGGCAUCACAGCAUCUAAGACUAAAGAAAAGUGUAAGUAGCAGUCUAGACAGCUUUUGUGCCUUUACAAUUGCCACAUCUAUUUAGUCUGUAAUAUUACCUCUCCCUGAUCAAUGCUUGAAAAACCCACAUAGUUAACCGUAAUGUUAGCAGAAAGAAAGAGAUGUGUUCUCUUGUACUGGAGGAAUCGCUGAAGACUCUAAUGCCUUUCAGCUGAACUGUGGAGCAGGCUACAUGGCUUAGCUGCUUGGUUUUAGGACAGGUCCUUGCUUAAUUUAUUUCUCAAGAAUUUAAAAUGAUGCUCACUGUCUAAAAGAAUUUAAAAAUGAGCGUGUGUUCUGUGGUAAUGCUGAUGCCAAGUGUUUAUAAGUAUGAGCUCAAUUCUUCCCUCCUUGCCCUCAGCCUCCAAAACACCGGACAAUCCUCUGCAACGUGGAUCUGUGUUGAUACUUCACAGUCAAAAAGACAUGACUCUGGUUGUUUAGUCAACUGAAGGAUUAGCCUCUGCUCAUGUAAACACCAUUGAAGCCCCAUCUUUCCAGUCCCUCCGCUAGAAUCAUGUUGCAACUCCGCCCUCAGAUUGGCCUCCAUUAGUGGAAGGCCAGCCUUUGUGACAUACACAAGCCCUCUAACUGGGUAGCUUGCCUCUCCCAACACCUACUCACAGGGUCAGGGACGAGAUAAGGCAGCUAGGCUCCCGCCUCUCCUGAAACCCCUCCCCUCUUUUCCGAAACAGGGCUGCUCUCAUGGUCAGCCUGGGAAAAUAUGGGCAGUGACUUUGAUGGAGCUUCGAAGGCUCCUGUUUUGCCCACCUCAUUACCACCACCUCUGUGUCUUCUUCAGAAUCCAAUGACUCGUGACUCUGGAAAGUCAGCAAAGAGUGAGCACCUAGACUACUCAUUGCUAUAGGCCCCCUUCAAGAAAAGUGCUACUUACUUUAAACAUGGGAUAAGAGGGCAACACCUGAUAUAUGCAUGCGACAUCUUCUGCUCAGUUUCUAAGAGUGCUUGGAGGUGGCUGUGUAGCACACUUUAUGUAGCAUACUUUUUUGUACACAGGAAACUGUGUAACGUGUACCAGAUUAUAGCUGGCAUUGGUUCUCUAGGUGCUUGGGACAAGAACUUUCAGGACACUUCAGCUUGUUUAAGUGGUUGACAAGAAUUGUACCUCAGACCUCUGCAUUCCAGUUAUAAUAUGAUCUUGGUUAAUAGGCCUGGAAAAAAAUACAUAAAUAUCCCUCUGAGACCUUGGAGAGCCACUGCCAGAGCAGACAAUACCCAGUUAGAUAGAUCAGUGAUCUAGAAAAAUACAAGGCACUUGAUGUGUUCAUAUUGUUCCCUAACUUGACAGUAAUUGGGGAGCACAUCUUUGAUUACUAAGUGGUCAUCUGAUCAUGGCUGUUUGAAUAUGGCUGCUGCUUGGUAUGUGAAUUGUGUUGAGAAAUGAUUUUUGAACCCUGGGCAGCUGCCUGUACAGCCCUUGGAGGUUCCAUUAAAUCACUCCUUUUUGUCAAACUGAGCAAAUGAAGGUUCACUUGGGAAGGUUUCUUGUGUCACUGGGGGACUGAGUGUUGAAAUACUUGGUGCUUUGAGCUGAAAGAGUUCUUGUUGUUUUGGAGAUGAUAAUUGGACUCCCUUUUGCAUGGAGCUGAAUGUCUUUGGAAAGAGGCAAUUUUGCCUAAUAGGCCUUAGGUUGGUGUAAAGCAUAACACUGGGCUGCAUGAGCAGCAUUUGUUUAAUGUUACUUGCAGUUCCAUAGCUCCACAAAAGUACCAGGGAAGGGGGUGCCACUGUCAAAUUGAUCUCAAAGUUCAGGAGCAAUUUUGGCUGAUGGGUCCCCUGAAGCUGCCCAUCCCUGGCUUAGAGCUUUGUUUAUGUCCUAUUACUGGAAAUGUGGAGGUUCUGGGUAUGAUAAAUGUGAAGCAAUGCUGCUUCUGACUCCUGGGCAGGUGUGGGAAUGGGAAAGUAUGAAGCAGGCCUACUUAUCACAGGAUACUUGGUGCAUAUGACUGGUCAAUCCUCUGUGCUUAAUGUGUUGUGACACACCACAGUGCUGCUUUGCAGAGCAGCUGCCAUUCUGAAAAUUCCCCUCCAUUUUGGGUGGAGGUGCGUACUUAUCAGUGACACGGGUUGUGCACUUCCCUCUCACUGCAGAGUCAAAGCGAGGUUUGGGCAUGGUCCACAAACUAGGCCCCUUCCUACAUUUCUUUAUGUCUAAAUGAAUAGAUUCUAGCACAUGGAUUAUGUCUGCCUGAGGCUGCUCCUGGUGGAACAUCCCGUUGGUGUUGUACUGCAUAAAUGAGGAAUGUGGGGAGCAACCCAAAGCAUGCCCAUUUUGACCACAGAACUCACCUUUUCAGCCAUAUGACCUAAACCGAAACACUUCUGCAUGACUACACUAUAGAGAGCAAGAGUGUUCAAACUGUUCUGCUUCAGAACCAGGUGGAUGUGCCCUUAGGUAGUUGUUGAUUGGCUCAUGCACAUGCCAUAGAGUUGGUGAAUUGAUUGCUUUGAGUUGUCACUCCUCACCUGUUUUUGUUGCUCUCACUCUGGACAGGGUAUUGCUGCUACACCAGUGCCUGGAAAAGGGUCCCUGUGGCAGUGCAGCCAGGCAAGAAGUUGUUAACUACUAGUCGUUUAAGAACCGCAGUGUCUUGGCUGUCUUUCUCUGCCAACCUCCAUAUGCAAAGCACUUUGAAUUGUGUGUGUGUGUGCAGGGACCCACAAAGGUGGUAUUAGUUCCUCUAGAACACCACCACUCUCCCUUUGUGUUUUUUUAUGCUGUCUUUCCUAAUGUUAGUUAUGUACAGAGAAGCUAGAUACCAGCCAGACUCCACAGGGCUGCCACAAGGUAUCUCUGAACUCUGUAUGUUGUCAAGCACAAACCUGGUCUCCUUCCAUGGAAGCUGCCUUUUGCCAAGGAUCUCCUCUUCCACUCUGAACUUGCAGCCGCUCGUCAUUUAUACAAUGUACUGUGUAAACCUUGUAAACAUGUAAACAUUUUAUUUUUUGCUGACUCUUGCUUACUUCUGAUACGAUACUCCUGACAGCCUGACUUUGAAGAGCAGCUGUUGGGUACUGUGUGAAAGGAGUGGGCUUUGCCAACUUAAAUUUGGUAUUAAUGGGUUUGGCCCAGCAUUUGGCUGCCUCAUUCGAAUGGAUUUCUCUCAUUCAGUUUAUUCAUGCCGGAUCUUUCUGAUGCUCUCUGUUUUGAUGUUACAUUUGCAGCCCACAGUUCCCAGUUUCAGUGUUUGUAUAUUUUGGGACAUCCUUGUGUAAUACAAGGUAAUUUUGAGUAUUAUGUUUUCACCAAGGAGGAAAGGGAAGAAAACCAACCUUGUCUUUAUUUUUGAUGAAGUGAAACUUUUCUUUCCUUGUUUUUGAAACUGUAGCAGAUGAUCGAUUCAGCUCUGCCGUUCUACAGUAAAAAUGGUGCUUCAAAACCCA